This is a messenger RNA of Trichosurus vulpecula (common brushtail), 681 nucleotides long. The record is from the annotation of a RefSeq genome assembly. Lineage: Eukaryota; Metazoa; Chordata; Mammalia; Diprotodontia; Phalangeridae.
AUGAACGAAAAUCUAUUUGCCACAUUCAUCACCCCUACUAUCAUAGGUAUUACAACACUACCAAUCAUUAUACUAUUCCCAUGCCUAAUUCUUACCACUCCAAAACGCUGACUGCCCAAUCGCAUCCAAACCCUACAAAUCUGACUAAUCCGAUUAAUUACAAAGCAAAUGAUAACAAUACACAACAAACAAGGCCGAACAUGAACACUCAUACUCAUAUCCCUAAUCCUAUUUAUUGCAUCAACUAAUCUACUUGGGCUAUUACCAUAUUCAUUCACCCCAACUACACAACUAUCCAUAAACAUUGGUAUAGCUAUUCCACUAUGAUUAGGAACUGUAAUUAUAGGAUUCCGAAAUAAACCAAAAACUUCUCUCGCACACUUCCUACCACAAGGCACACCAACCCCACUAAUCCCUAUACUUAUUAUUAUUGAAACUAUCAGCCUAUUCAUUCAACCCUUAGCCCUGGCAGUACGACUAACAGCCAAUAUCACUGCAGGUCACUUACUUAUUCACCUAAUUGGCUCAGCCACACUAGCCCUUUCAUCUAUCAACAUAACAGUAUCAACCAUUACAUUCACCAUCUUAUUCCUACUAACAAUCCUAGAACUAGCUGUAGCCAUAAUUCAAGCUUACGUUUUUACACUUUUAGUAAGCUUGUAUCUACAUGAUAACUCCUAA